Molecule: messenger RNA, 690 nt
Organism: Caenorhabditis briggsae
Lineage: Eukaryota; Metazoa; Nematoda; Chromadorea; Rhabditida; Rhabditidae
Exons: 2
Coding region: 1-690 (229 amino acids)
Source: RefSeq, a predicted model, not a curated record
AUGAGACAGGAUGAUGAUGCAGAAUCGAUGACACCAGAAGAUGAAAACGAAGGAAACUUGAAGAUGGCAGUGGGUGCCACUAAUACCAGAAAAAUUAUGGUCUACUCGCGAAAAGUGUUCUCGGUGGUCUCUUGUAUUUUUCUGGCUUAUGCAUUAGGCAAUAUGACCCUUUUCAUCACUCCAGGAGUCCGAGAGUUCGUCCAACAGUAUCAUUUUCUCGUCUACCUUUGCACCCCACUUCCAUUAAUCUCAAAAAUUCUUAUAUCUGGCAUUGAACGCUUAUCACAUCCUCCUAAACUUCCUCUCCUGUAUCUGGUUUUCAUUCUUCAUCUUCUCGCAAUUUUUCUUUCUUUCACAUCGCUCUCCCUGUUUUUUGACACCGAAAUCGCCUAUUUUUCCUGUUUUAUCAUUUUUAUGAACUUAAUUUUACUUGUAUUCUACACUCUCCAGAAUUCAUCUGUUCUAUCUGCACCUCGAAUGUUUCUUUUAUUAAUUGUGAUAACUUCUGUAAACUCGGUUCUUCUGCCAACAUUCCUGUCCAUUUUCGUUUUUCCCUAUAUCCCAGUGAUUGUUAUAUCGUUACUCGUUACAUUUUAUAUCAACUUUAAUAUUUGUCACUUCACGAAUAGUCUCAGUUCUAGAGAUUGGCCGAUAGCUGCUGUGUGGAUAUUUAGUCGUUUACCACUGUGA